AUGAUUGAAAGUAAUGCACUGCGAUUCGAAGCAUAAAUGUAGUCUUCUUAAGGGUUCAAGAAUGAAAAACCUACGAAUGAAUAAAUAGAGGAAUUGAUGGAUCAUUUGGAUCAAGAACAUGAUAGUGAAGACGAGGGAAUGGAAGACUACAAAAUAGGAGGAUAUCAUCCAGUUCAUAUUGGAGAGGUGCUACUAAAUAGAUAUGUGGUUAUAUAAAAGUUAGGAUGGGGACACUUCUCCACUGUGUGGUUGGCUAAGGAUUUUAAAUAUGAAACUUAUGUGGCUUUAAAAAUUUAGAAGAGUGCUUCUCAUUAUUUGGAAGCUGCAUAUGAUGAAGUUGAAAUUCUCUAAAAGGUUGCAUAGAAUGUAUAGAAUCCAGUGUGGAUACAAUCACUAAAGGAGUAUUAUGCAGAUUAAGGAAGAACUUCAUUCAACAGAGAUGAUACUCACACUGUUUAAUUAUUGAAUUCUUUUGUCUACAAGGGACCUUAUGGUCAUCAUUUUUGUAUGGUAUUUGAGAUAUUGGGUGUCAAUCUAUUAGAGAUCAUUAAACGAUUUGAAUAUAAAGGAUGUCCUAUGGAUAUUGCCAGGAGAAUGGCUAAAUAGAUUUUGAUUGGAUUAGAUUAUUUACAUAGAAUUUGUGGUGUCAUCCAUACAGACUUAAAACCUGAGAACGUUCUAUUGUGUUUAUCUGAUGAGGAGAUUAAAGAUAUAGUAGAAAAUGGAUAAUUAACAUCAAAUCAACUAUUCUCAGAUAGAAUCCAUAUCUACAGAUAGAUGUUAGGAAUAGUAGAAGACAAACCAGUAGUUGAAGAGAAAAAGGUUGUUUAGAAACAGGAGGAAGAUGAUGUAGAUUCAUAAUCCACAAAUUUAACAAAGACUUAGAAGAGAAAAUUAUUGAGAAAAAAAAAGUAAUAACAAUAGUAAGAAACACAAUAAAACGAAUUUAUAAUCGGACGUGAUGAACAAACAUUACAAGAAAGGCCUAAAUCCAUAAAAGAAUUAUUUUAAUAGCAAAAUAAGAUUUCAUUUACUUAACAAAAGAAAUUGCCAGACAAUUUUCGUUUGAAAAUAGCAGAUCUUGGUAAUGCCUGUUGGAUACAUCAUCAUUUCUCAACAUUAAUAUAAACUAGAUAGUAUCGAUCACCUGAAGUGUUGUUGGGAGUCAAAUAUAAUCCAACUGCAGAUAUCUGGAGUUUUGCUUGCAUGAUAUUUGAAAUGCUCACAGGAGAUUAUCUGUUUGAACCCAGAUAAGGCCCAAACUUUUCAAAAAAUGAAGAUCAUUUAGCCUAAAUUUAAGAGUUGUUAGGAAAGUUUCCUUAUGAAUAUUGCACAAGAGGUGCAAAAGCUAAAAGGUACUUUACUAGCAAUGGACAAAUGAAAAGAAUUCCAUAAUUGCACUUUUGGAGUUUAUUCAAUGUAUUAACUGAGAAAUAUAGAUUCAAAUAAGAAGAAGCAUUAUCUUUUGCUUCUUUUAUGAUGCCCAUGUUACAUUAAUUACCAGAAUAUAGAACUACUGCUUAAGAGGUGUUGCAGAGAGAAUUAUGUUCCAAAAAUUUAGAUGAUCUUUAAAGAAGGGCUCAGUUGAAGAAAUAUAUAGAUCAGAUAUUUGCGUUCUAGAAUUUCAGAAAUAAUAUUCCAAAUUCUGGUUGGUUAUAGUCCAAGACUGAUUCAUAGAUCGGACAUAAAAUGAAUGAAGAUGAGUUUAAGAAAUAUAAUAAAUAAAAGAAGGCUAAUGAAGAGGUGGAACAAUUUGAUUAGAAUAUUGAAGGAAUUCAACCCACUCUAUUGUCAAAUUAUCGAAGAGCAUCAACUAGGUCUUAUGAUGGAUCGAAUUCAUAAACUCCUUAACAAGACAAAGCAGUAAGAAAGGAGGGAAAAUACGUGGAUCAUAGAGUGAUUGACAGAUCAUUUACAGAUUUAGGAUAUAUAGGAUACGGAGAUGGAAUUGACUUAGAAUAAUUAGACAGUACAGGAAAUUGGUAGUUUAGUUGA
Messenger RNA from Paramecium tetraurelia, 1995 nucleotides. RefSeq lists its product as uncharacterized. Gene Ontology annotation, biological process: regulation of mRNA processing; spliceosomal complex assembly; protein phosphorylation. Gene Ontology annotation, molecular function: protein kinase activity; ATP binding. The transcript has 9 exons. The record is from RefSeq and is a predicted model, not a curated record. Lineage: Eukaryota; Ciliophora; Oligohymenophorea; Peniculida; Parameciidae.